Molecule: messenger RNA, 817 nt
Organism: Mya arenaria
Lineage: Eukaryota; Metazoa; Mollusca; Bivalvia; Myida; Myidae
Exons: 2
Coding region: 17-817 (266 amino acids)
Source: RefSeq, a predicted model, not a curated record
UUCAUUUGCAAGUGGCAUGGUAGUUGUUGGCCUAAAAACUAGAUUUAAAUUCUACAUGCAACCUAUUAAACCACAUAAGGACAAAUCUUUGCUAUACCUCACAAUUCUGCUCCUUUCUCUUGCCAGCGAUAUUGAAUCGAACCCUGGCCCUGAUUUCCCCUGUGGUACCUGUGGUGCAGAGGUUCUGGACUCUGACCCAGCUGUAGAAUGUGACAAGUGUGGACUAUGGUUUCACAUCCAGUGCCAAAACCUAGAACACUCAUGGUACCAGGACUUAAUCCACACUGAUGCUUCUUUUGCUUGGACAUGCACAGUGUGCGAUAAUUCAAACCACUCUAUCACAUCCAGUAUCUUAUCAAUCUCUUCGACAAACAGCUUUUCAGCCCUGUCUCAUGAAAAUACGCCUCUAAAUCAAAAAUCAGAAACUCAAAAACCACACAUCAAAAGAUUUGCUUCUAAACUAAAAUUUCUAUUGGUAAAUUGCCAGUCAAUUGUUAAGAAGAAACAUGAAUUCCAUAACCUUCUUUCAGACCAAAACCCAGAUAUUGUGGCCGGUACUGAGUCAUGGCUUACUGCUGACCAUUAUUCCUCUGAAAUUUUUCCUGAAAGUCUUGGGUAUACAGUAUUCAGACGGGAUAGAAAAUCAGGCAAGGGAGGUGGGGUCUUUAUCCUUGUAAAAAACAACUUAAUUCCAUCAGUUCAACCAAAUCUGAAUACAAACUGUGAAAUCCUCUGGAUCAAACUUGAAAUCACAGUCCGACGCGCACCUGCCAGUAAUACUCGAAAGAGGGGUUCGGCAGUAUUCAAAGAUAGAUAA